GGCGGCGGCGGCUGCGAGGCUGGGCGGUGGAGGACCGUGUGCUGCGGAGCCGACAGCGGUUGGAGGUGUGAGGGCGGCAGAGGACCUGAGCGGGAGCCGGGCCGGUGUGGCCGCCGCCGCCACCAUGCAGGAAAUCAUCGCCAGCGUGGACCACAUCAAGUUCGACUUGGAGAUCGCGGUGGAGCAGCAGCUUGGGGCGCAGCCGCUGCCCUUCCCCGGCAUGGACAAGUCGGGGGCUGCUGUCUGCGAAUUCUUUUUGAAAGCUGCCUGUGGCAAAGGGGGCAUGUGCCCGUUCCGCCACAUCAGCGGUGAGAAGACGGUUGUGUGCAAACACUGGCUGCGGGGGCUGUGCAAGAAGGGGGACCAGUGCGAGUUCCUGCACGAGUACGACAUGACCAAGAUGCCCGAGUGCUACUUCUACUCGAAGUUCGGGGAGUGCAGCAACAAGGAGUGCCCCUUCCUGCACAUCGACCCCGAGUCCAAGAUCAAGGACUGUCCUUGGUACGACCGUGGCUUCUGCAAGCAUGGCCCCCUGUGCAGGCACCGGCACACGCGGAGAGUCAUCUGUGUGAAUUACCUCGUGGGAUUCUGUCCGGAGGGGCCCUCGUGUAAAUUCAUGCACCCUAGAUUUGAACUGCCGAUGGGAACCACCGAGCAGCCCCCACUGCCGCAGCAGACGCAGCCUCCCGCAAAGCAAAGUAACAAUCCGCCAUUACAAAGGUCGUCCUCCUUGAUCCAGUUAACGAGUCAGAACUCUUCUCCCAACCAGCAGAGAGCCCCGCAGGUCAUCGGGGUCAUGCAGAGUCAAAACAGCAGCGCAGGCAACCGGGGACCCCGGCCGCUGGAGCAGGUCACCUGUUACAAGUGUGGUGAAAAAGGACACUACGCCAACAGAUGCACCAAAGGGCACUUGGCCUUUCUCAGUGGACAGUAACAGCAGCUGGAGCCAGCUCAGAGCAGCCCGAGGGGGCCCGUUAUUGGGGACCACUCCGGGCCAUCCUUGGGAGUGUGCGUUUAACUGUUUGAUGCUGGUACAACUCUGGCUGGAGCUGGCAGGCAGGCAUACUGGGUUUUAUUCUGCGGGGCUACAUCUGUCCGUUUCCCUAUCGUUUUACUGUAAUCUUUUCUUUAAGGGGGCCAUGUGCUCCAGUUCGGUCCCUCAAGUUGGGAUCGCUCAUGUUUGUCUAGGCAUCGAGGCCUCCCAUCUGGGACUCUGCACCCCACCCUCCGGGGAGGGAGGAGGCUGUGGGGAAGGGCUUGUGCGUGGCAGUUCUGUGAGGAAGGUGGCCCUUCCUCUCAGGGCCUCCUUAGACACCAGGGACUGCUGGAUCACUGAAAGCUGUGGCCAAGUCACGCCUGCUUCCUCCCUGUCCUGCUGAAUCAGAGGCCGUGCCUAUCCAUGUGAUUUGAACGCGACAGCCCUUCAGAGCAAACUCAAUGCGGAGUUGCCCCUGCCGGCCCUGCUCCAGGGUGGCAGCAGUUGAGAGGACCAUGUAGGGCUCUUCAGUGUGAUGGUCUCUUUCCUCUGGGUUUAUUUUCUCGGGGCACCUGCUCAACAGUGUUUAAGGUAUACCUUAAGCUGGGGCUGCAGACACCCUUGGAAUAGACGAUGCAGUCCAUCUGUGCACCUACCUCCUGCCCCAUCAAGCAUCUGUACCGUCAGACACCUUUGGCCUAGAGGAGAGGGCCCUGCCUCUGAGCCUGGAAAUAUGAAACUGGCACCUGCAACCUGCUGGGCAAGUGGGCCUAUUCAAGUUCAAUUACAAGAACAAUUUUUAUGAAGUUGAUUAAAGCUUGUUUUU
Molecule: messenger RNA, 1802 nt
Organism: Kogia breviceps (pygmy sperm whale)
Lineage: Eukaryota; Metazoa; Chordata; Mammalia; Artiodactyla; Physeteridae
Gene: CPSF4
Product: cleavage and polyadenylation specific factor 4
Cellular component (GO): mRNA cleavage and polyadenylation specificity factor complex
Molecular function (GO): RNA binding; zinc ion binding
Source: RefSeq, a predicted model, not a curated record